This is a messenger RNA of Lottia gigantea (owl limpet), 388 nucleotides long. RefSeq lists its product as hypothetical. Bases 24 to 344 code for a protein of 106 amino acids. The record is from RefSeq and is a predicted model, not a curated record. Lineage: Eukaryota; Metazoa; Mollusca; Gastropoda; Lottiidae. Gene Ontology annotation, cellular component: extracellular region. The transcript has 2 exons.
GUGUAUCGUUACCCGUCGUUAAUAUGGCAUCUGUAACCAUAUAUAUGAUCCUGAUUCUGUCCGUGACGUCAGUGGUCUUUAGUUUAUCGUGUGUUGGGUGUGAUAAAGCCGCACCGUGUCCACUGCUACCAGAAACAAAGGAAUGUUUUAAGGCUCGAGCACCAUGCGCUUGCUGUGACACAUGUGCUAGUGGACUUGGUGCUGAAUGUGGGGCAUUAAAGAUACGAUGUCACCCAGAUUAUGUAUGUGUGAAUAAAGAUGGUGUAGAGAAGGUUAUGAUACCUUGGUUUAUGAUGGGGUUUAAAGGUACCUGUAUGCCAACAGGAACUGGAAAAAUCGUCUAAUCAGUUUGAAUUGAAUUAUGAAAAUAUGAUGUUUGAUUCAUGUU